AUGGAUCAUGAGAAGAAACCUGGUUCCCUCGAUCCGUCCGAACGACAUCAUUGGGACGAAAACAGUAAACAAGAUACUGGAAAUAAACCCACUCUUGAUCAAAACAAGGGUAUCUGCGAGGAGCCUGACCAUUCUUCUAUCUCCGAAGUGUCUGACCCCCUUGACCCGUCUGAACAUCACCUUUUAGGCGAAAACCCUCAGCAAGAUGCCGGAUACGAGACAAAAAGUGGUGAAAGCACAUCUCAAUUAGCUAGUCCUCUCGGAGGUGCAGGCAAGCGUGUUGCUCUCUCUCUCCGCCCCAGAAGCCAGUCAAUCCCGCGUCCAUUUUUCAAUAGCCGUCAGAUUUCAAGUGUUACAGUUACUUCCUGUCCUGAAUCCAGUGCCACGUCCCCUGGCUCAAAUUCUGGUAAUGGGAACGAGACUGGAGAUGAAGGCGAGGAGGAAGCAGGUUUCGAGUCUCCAGCCCCGAAAACCCGCGCCACUUGUUCUGCACAUGCCAAAACUGCUAGACGCCCAGUCCCAGCCCAUACUCCGCAGCGCGAGAUCAACUUCGAGAGUGCAGCUGCCCCUAGCCAAAGCUUUCUUGAAAGACUCUUCGGACCCGAUUACAACGACGACGUGCCUCCCAGUCAGACAUCGCCGAACUAUAACUUAUCCAAGUCUCACGACCGGCUUUAUGACCCACCAUAUACUCCCUACACUACAAGUCCUGAUGGUAGGUUCGUUCGCACUGACUCUCACAUGAGCAGUUCCGGCGCUGGGCAUGGUGCCCAUAUGGGGUCAACCCGUCGCGUCCCAGGCGCCGCUCCUUGGAUUCCAAGAACCAAGACCAAUGCCCCCUUCCCUCCCGGUUACAGCCUUACAGCUCCUACGUCUGGACAUCCACUUGACCAGCCUCCUCGUCCUCGGACAGUGGAAGUCGACGCCCGCGGGAUUCCGCUCUUCUUCCCCUGGAUGAUGCCGGGCGGCCCCCCACGACCCCCCUCUCCUCCUCGUCCUCUUCCUCCUGUGCAGCCUCGUGUCCCUACGCCUCGACCUCGGGCUAGGAAAGAUGGAGAAGAGAGCGAGAGCGAGAGCGAGGAGGAGUGAGGAAGAUGUUGGUCGUUCGUGAAUCUGCUUUCGACGAUGAUGGAGGAACGUUGUAAUUACGCGCAGGACAGGACAGCGGGAUAGCAAUGAAUUUACCUUUUUUUUC
Amorphotheca resinae ATCC 22711 is the source of this 1195-nucleotide messenger RNA. RefSeq lists its product as hypothetical. The record is from RefSeq and is a predicted model, not a curated record. Bases 1 to 1089 code for a protein of 362 amino acids. NCBI's taxonomy places the organism in Eukaryota, Fungi, Ascomycota, Leotiomycetes, Helotiales, Amorphothecaceae. The transcript is spliced from 3 exons.